AUGACAACACGCUGGCCGAGCGCGGUCUCGAGCCUUCGAAACCUCCACAAUGCUCGCCUGCGGAUAACAACCACCUCUAUCCGCCGAUAUGCCUCCAAGCCGGAAGUCCAGGAGGAGGACCUGAAUCGACAUGAAAAAGCUGCUCUGGUUGAGGUCAUUGGACUCAGGCGGAUUGAUCCUGUCAAUCCUCCCAGGAGUACGCUGCCACCGCCGCUGAAACUCCCGACGAAAGGUGACGAGAAUGUUGCGCUGUAUUACUUCAGGAUUGGGAGGGCUUAUGGGAGUUUCUACUGGGUUGGGAUAAAAGCUGUGUGGUUCAACUUUAAGGCUUCGCAAGAGUUGAGGGAGCGGGUCAAGAGGGAUGUGCAAGCGGAAUCACCGAGGAGUAUCGCGCAGUCGACAUGGUUGAAGCACUUGUCGCGAUCGGAGUUCCAGCUGUUGGAGCGCAAUAACCACGAUAUUGGGAAGCUGCCUUUCUUCGGACUGCUCGUCGCACUCUUUGGAGAAUGGCUGCCACUGUUGGUGCCAUUCAUACCAGGAGCAGUACCUGGUACAUGUCGCAUCCCGAAGCAGAUACAGGGCAUGAGGGCCAAGGCAGAAGAGCGCAGACGCAUCAGCUUCAGGCGUGGCAUCAGUGAGCCUACCAAAGACCAGAUGCCCGAUCUCUCAGCAGUGCCGGAGCCUCUUGCCAAAGUGGAAUGGCCAUCAUCACAAAAGGAAUACGCAGCACAUCUACUGCAACGCCUACGAGACGACCAGCUCUUCCACAUAUCCUGCACGCUAAACCUCCACAACCGCCUCUGGGACCGCCUCUUGGACCGCAUCCAAAUGCCCCCACCCUCCGCCCUCCUCCGCCGAGGCCUCUCGAAACGCCUUGCCUACCUCGCCAGCGACGACAAGCUCCUGGACCGAGACGGCGGCGCAUCAACGCUAUCCUCCGACGAGCUCAACAUUGCAUGCGAAGAGCGUGGUCUUGAUGUGUUGGGCAAGCGCGAAGACACUCUACGACAAGAUCUCUCGUGGUGGCUCGCACGGCAGAAGGAGGAUCAGGGGAAGGGCGCAGCUAUCUUCACGAUGCUGUUUAGAAGGCCUAAUGCGUGGAAGACUGUGACGAGGGAGCAGACGAUGGGAACAAUCCCGGCUCAGAAGCGUGCGUGA
Molecule: messenger RNA, 1158 nt
Organism: Fulvia fulva
Lineage: Eukaryota; Fungi; Ascomycota; Dothideomycetes; Mycosphaerellales; Mycosphaerellaceae
Exons: 2
Coding region: 1-1158 (385 amino acids)
Biological process (GO): intracellular monoatomic cation homeostasis
Cellular component (GO): mitochondrial inner membrane
Molecular function (GO): ribosome binding
Source: RefSeq, a predicted model, not a curated record